Pseudomassariella vexata is the source of this 360-nucleotide messenger RNA. RefSeq lists its product as uncharacterized. NCBI's taxonomy places the organism in Eukaryota, Fungi, Ascomycota, Sordariomycetes, Amphisphaeriales, Pseudomassariaceae. The record is from RefSeq and is a predicted model, not a curated record. The coding region runs from base 1 to 360 and encodes 119 amino acids. The transcript has a single exon.
AUGGCUCUCUGCCUGGCAGCUGGACUCCUGCUGGUUUUCCUUGUGACGACAAUAUGGAGCUCAAUUCAAGGCGACCUGCAGGUGGCAGGAAAUCCGGCAGUUCUUGCUAGCGUUCGCGACGUUGGGUUUGAAGACGAAUCUCAUUACUCAGAUGCAUCAGGAGACGUCAGUCAACAGGCUGAAGUAGCAGGCCUGCCAAGCAUAACUGUAACUCUCAAACAUUCACAUGUAGGUGUUUAUGUAAUGGAAGAACCGAUGGCCGAAGUCAACUCCACCAGUGAUAACAUGAAUUCAAGCUAUGCAAUAUUUGCGAGGCAUACCCACUUUGCGGCUAUACUUGGGUCUCAAACUCAAGUUUAG